Molecule: messenger RNA, 1280 nt
Organism: Cariama cristata (Red-legged seriema)
Lineage: Eukaryota; Metazoa; Chordata; Aves; Cariamiformes; Cariamidae
Gene: CPN1
Product: carboxypeptidase N, polypeptide 1
Exons: 8
Biological process (GO): proteolysis
Molecular function (GO): metallocarboxypeptidase activity; zinc ion binding
Source: RefSeq, a predicted model, not a curated record
UGGAGCCGGAGUUCAAGUAUGUCGGGAACAUGCAUGGGAAUGAGGUGCUGGGCCGUGAGCUGCUGCUGCAGCUCUCCGAGUUCCUGUGUGAGGAAUACCGCCGGGGCAAUGAGCGGAUCACUCACCUCAUCCAUGACACGCGCAUCCACAUCAUGCCUUCCAUGAACCCCGACGGGUACGAAGUGGCUGCCAAGCAGGGCCCAGACAGCAAUGGGUACUUGACGGGGAGGAACAACGCCAACGGAGUGGAUUUGAACCGCAACUUCCCUGACCUCAACACGUUCAUGUACUACAGCGGGGAAAUCAGCGGGCCAAAUCACCACAUCCCACUGCCCGACAACUGGAAAAGCCAGGUGGAGCCAGAGACGUUGGCUGUGAUCCAGUGGAUCAGCAGCUACAACUUUGUGCUCUCGGCCAAUCUGCACGGUGGAGCAGUUGUGGCAAAUUAUCCCUAUGACAAGUCUCAGGCCCAGGGGUUCAGGAGCCACCGGCGCACAGUCAACACGCCUACCCCUGACGACAAGUUGUUUCAGAAGCUGGCCAAGACCUACUCAUAUGCCCAUGGCUGGAUGCACCGUGGCUGGAACUGCGGGGACUACUUUGCCGAUGGCAUCACGAAUGGGGCAUCCUGGUACUCCCUCAGCAAAGGCAUGCAGGACUUCAAUUACCUCUACACCAACUGCUUUGAAAUCACCCUGGAGCUGAGCUGCAAUAAGUUCCCACCCGAGGAGGACCUGGAGCGGCAGUGGAUGGCCAACCGGGAAGCCCUUGUUGCUUUCAUUGAAGAGGUUCACCAGGGCAUCAAAGGGAUGGUGUCAGAUGAGAACAACAACGGCAUUGCAGGAGCAGUGAUUUCUGUCCAGGGAAUCAGCCAUGACAUCACCUCUGGUGAUAUGGGGGAUUAUUUCCGGCUGCUGCUGCCUGGCACUUACACUGUCACAGCUGCUGCAGAGGGGUACCAGCCCCAAACAGUGACAACAACAGUGGGCCCAGCUGCACCUUCAUUGGUGCAUUUCCAGCUCAAACAAGAUGUGGUGAGGAAGCCCCCAGAGCGUAAAGCCUCAGGCACACGCACAAACAACAAAGCCCUUCAGAAGAAGGUAGUGCCAAGAGCCACCCGCCGAGGGACCCAAAGAUGAGGACAGCUCACUUGGCUGAGAGCUGGGGGAAGCCGUUUAUACGAGACCUGGCUGAAGACUCCAGCCAGUGAACUUUCCAACAGUCCAGCAUGAAACUACCCCAAGUUAUUAGGUUAUUAAAUGAGGAAGUAUUUAAUCCCU